AUACCCAUCUCUCCUAUAUAUAAAAGCUACCUCUCUUGCCUUUCUUCUCCCUAUAAGUCUUCCCUCUUGUUCCCUUUGCCUUUGCUUUGGGGUUUCCUUUUCCCAUCCGUACAUGGGUUUCUUUGCUUGAUUCCAAUCGGCUAAGCUAGCUCAGGUUUGGUUUGGGACUUGAGGGAUUCAGAUAAGUGAAACACAUACAAGCUUAAGGGUAGCAUGGAAGCUCAGAACUUUGCUGUUAAUGGAGGAGUGAAGAUGCCUAUUGGUUACAGGUUCCAUCCUACAGAUGAAGAGCUUGUGGUUCAUUACUUGAAGAGAAAGGCUUUGAAUCUUCCUUUACCUUCUUCUGUCAUUCCCGAGUUGGACGUUUUGCAGACCGAUCCUUGGAGCCUGCCUGGUGAUGUGAAAGAAAACAAAUAUUUCUUUAGCAAAAGGUAUGGUAAUGACAGUAACAACAAACGCAAGAGUUGUGGUUACUGGAAGGCCAUAGGCAAAGAGAAACCAAUUUUAGCUUCUGGGGCCAAUCAAGUAAUCGGUAUGAGAAAAGCUUUGGUUUUCUGUGAAAGGAAGCGUUCAAAUGAGACCAACACUCGAUGGUUUCUGCAUCAGUUUCGCCUUGUUGGCUCUGCUGAAUCACUUUAUCCUACACAGAUGCUCAGUAGGGAAAGGCUUGGGGAAUGGUCAGUUUUCAAGGCGAUUCAAAGGAAGAGAAAAGCUAAAAAACAUGGUUCUGGCAGAAAUCAGACAAGUAGUGCAGUCCACAUGGCUAGUUGCAUUGAUUUCACAGUGGAAGACAGCUCUGUCUUUGGUCUUCCUCCUCAACCCUCGUCACCAAGCUCGAGUGAAACUACUGGGGUGUGCACCAAUGGAUUAUUAGAUGAGAAAAUUAGUUCUUUAUCACAUUGUUGUACGAGAAAGCAGUGAAAAGAAAUACAGUUUCACUGUAUGAGAUGUUUUUUUUAAUGUGCAAGAAGGCAAAA
This is a messenger RNA of Hibiscus syriacus, 977 nucleotides long. RefSeq names its product NAC domain-containing protein 83-like. The coding region runs from base 214 to 921 and encodes 235 amino acids. The transcript has 3 exons. The record is from RefSeq and is a predicted model, not a curated record. Gene Ontology annotation, biological process: regulation of DNA-templated transcription. NCBI's taxonomy places the organism in Eukaryota, Viridiplantae, Streptophyta, Magnoliopsida, Malvales, Malvaceae. Gene Ontology annotation, molecular function: DNA binding.